Messenger RNA from Condylostylus longicornis, 3357 nucleotides. Its product is annotated as spermine oxidase-like. The transcript is spliced from 2 exons. The record is from RefSeq and is a predicted model, not a curated record. Lineage: Eukaryota; Metazoa; Arthropoda; Insecta; Diptera; Dolichopodidae. Gene Ontology annotation, molecular function: polyamine oxidase activity. The coding region runs from base 149 to 2980 and encodes 943 amino acids.
GUCGCCAAAAGAGUAAAUUUUAAAGCAUUUAAUUAAAUUUCUUUAUUUUUGAUUAAACGCAGCAAAAGGCGAAUUUUGAAGUAUACUCCUUGUUUUCGAAGAUUUCACAAUGAAAUUUUAAUUAUUUUGAAUAAUUGAGAAAACAAAAAUGCUGGAUAUUGUUAUUAUCGGAGCUGGAGCGUCUGGAAUUGCAGCGGCAACAAAACUUGUAGAAAAUGGUAUUGAUGUGAAAAUAUUGGAAGCUGAAGAUCGAAUCGGUGGCCGAAUUAAUACCAUUCCUUUUGGAAAAGGUGUAGUUGAUUUGGGGGCACAAUGGUGUCAUGGGGAAAAAAAUAACGUUGUUUAUGAAAUUUGUUCUAAAUAUCCAAAUAUAUUUGGUAGUACAGGAGAUGUAUAUGCAUCAUUUAUUUUAAUAAGAUCAAAUAAGGAAAUAAUUCCCAAAGACAUCACAUCAAGAUUAACCGCUUUAGUUUCGGAUAUAUUAGAAGCAGCAAAAUAUGAUCUAAAUGAUUCAACAGAUUCGUUUGGUGCUUAUUUGAAUCAUGAAUUUAAUAAACAUUUAAACAAACCAGAAUAUUCAGAUAUUAGUAAAAAGGUAGCGCACGAAUUCUUUGAAUUUUACAAAAAGUUUGAGUGCUCUGUUGAUGCUGCAGAUUAUUUAGAAGAUAUAUCAGGUAAGGGAUAUAACGACUACUGGGAGUGUAAAGGUGAUCCAGUUUUAAAUUGGAAAGACAAAGGAUAUGUAUCUUUUUUGCAAAUUUUAAUGAAAUCGAAAAAGGAGAAAAAAUUAGGAACUUUAACUGGCAAAAUAUUAUUUAAAAAAAAAGUUCAAAAUAUUUGUUGGUCAAGAAAUAAAGGCGAGAAAAUCAAAAUCGUUUGUUCGGAUUCUGAAGAAAUAUUGGCAGAUCAUGUUAUUUGCACUGUUUCAUUAGGGGUUUUAAAACGAGAAAAUGAAAUUUUUCAACCAAAACUACCGAAAGAAAAAUUAAACGCUAUUGAAGGUCUUGGAUUCGGAACCGUAAACAAAAUUUAUUUAGAAUUCCCAAAGAGUUUUUGGCCUUUGAAUUGGCCAGGUUUUUCAAUCCUUUGGGAUGUCGAUGAACUUGAAAAUAUUAGGAAAAGAAAUGAUUCAUGGAUUGAAGAUUUGUUUGGAUUUUAUACAGACUAUCAAGAAAACGUUCUUUGCGGAUGGAUUUCCGGAGAGAAGGCUCGAAGUAUGGAAAACUAUUCCGACAAAGAGAUUGAAGAAAGUUGCAUGUUUCUUUUAAAAAAAUUUUUAAGUUGGGAAAUUCCAGAAAUCGUUUCCAUUAAAAGAUCUAAUUGGUUCAGUAACUCAAAUUUCCGCGGAUCAUAUUCCUUUCGGUCAGUAGCUGCAGAAAGAUUAGAAGCAUGUCCAAGAGAUUUGGCAAAACCGAUACUUAGUGAAGAUGGAGUGCCAAUAUUAUUAUUUGCUGGCGAAGCAACGCAUGAUCAUUAUUUUUCGACUGUACAUGGAGCAGUAGAAAGUGGUUGGAGGGAAGCAAGCAGAUUAAUAAAACAUUUUUCUGAAGAUAACUUUUCUGAUGUACUUAUUCUUGGUUGUGGGUUAGCCGGACUUGGAGCUGCAUACGCUCUUCAAAAUUUUAAUUUAAAAGUUCGUAUAUUGGAAGCUCAAAAUUAUAUCGGUGGAAGAAUAUUAACUACAAAUUUAAAAACUUUAAAUAAUAAAGCUACCAGUGAAAGAAUAGAUGUAGGAGCACAAUGGUUACAUGACGAGCAAAAUUUGUUAUUCAAUAUAGGGAAAAAAUAUAAUUUAAUUGAACCGGAAAAAUCUGGUGAAGGUUUAGGAGAUUUUUUUGAAGAGAACGGAAAUGUAAUUGAUAAAGCGUUUGUUGAAAAAAUUAAUACGGUUGUAAAAGAAAUACUAGAAGAAUGCGAAAAAUUUGCAAAUGCUACAGAAUAUCCCAAAUCGAUUGAAGAUUAUCUUCACGAAAACUUUUUUAAAAUGUUGGACAAUGAAAUUAAAAAUGACACAGAAAAAUCUGAACAGGCUCGGAAACUUUUAAAUUGGCAUCGAAAUUUUCAAAUCAUAGAUAAUAGCUCAAAUGAUUUGAAGACAGUAUCCGCCAAAGCAUGGGGUUUAUAUUCUUUAAGCGGUGAAGGAUGUCAAAUUCACAUUAACAUCAAACAUGGAUUUUCUACUUUAGUGAAGGCACUUUUACAAGAAAUAAGACCAUUCUUAAAUAUUCAAUUGAACAAAAUUGUAAAAAAAGUUAUUUGGAAAUAUAAGUAUAACAAUGAAGACUUAAUAAGAGUAGAAACUUCAGAAAAUGAGGUCUUUUAUGCUAAAAAUGUUAUUAUAACUUUUUCAAUUGGUGUUUUGAAAGAAGAAUUGAAAUUGUUUGAGCCAGAGUUGCCUUCGGAUUAUCGUAAUGCAAUUAAUAAUAUAGGUUUUGAAACUAUGAAUAAAAUAUAUAUCCAAUUUGCGGAAAAUUGGUGGGGUGAACGGAAAGGAAUUCAAUUUAUUUGGAAUGAUAUAAAUAUUGGUAAUACUACAAAACUUCACUGGACAAAAUAUAUAACAGGAUUUGAUGUUCUUUAUCCUGGCCCCAAAAAUACUCUAGUAGGUUGGAUCGGGAGUUAUGGCGCUAAAGAAAUGGAAAGUUUAAAAGACGAAGAAAUUAUCACAACAUGUGUGAAGAUUUUAGAACAUUUUACCAAAAAAAAGGUACCCCAACCAAUUAGUUAUUAUUGUACUCGUUGGGGUACUAAUCCUUUCGUAAAAGGAGGCUAUAGUUUUAUAAGUACUAAAUACGACGAAAAUGAGAAGAGUAGAGAAUGUUUAAAAAAUCCAAUAAAUAUUGGAAAUUCUUGCACUGUAGUUUUUGCUGGCGAAGCAUGUCAUAGUAAUUAUUAUUCAACAGCACAUGGAGCAUUUCUUUCCGGUAUUAAACAAGCGAAACUUAUAAAUACAUGUUGCUGUAGAAGAAAUAGUUUUUAGUUUUAUUAUGAUCAAUAUAAAUUAAGCAUAGAAAUAAUUGGGAUCAGGCACAAAGUAUAUUUUGAUUAGGAAAAAUAAAAAAUAUAGUUUUAUUGAAAAAUAUACACGUACAUAUUAGUUACAUAUUAUUAUUAUAUGAAAUUGUUAUUUCAAUUCAUUUUUCUUUACCUUUUCUGUCAUUAAACACAAAUUGUUAUUAAUUAAUAAAUUGUAAUAUCUUAUAAUUCAGUAGUAAUGGCUAUCUAAAUAUUUCAAUUAUUGAAAUUAAAUAAAUAGUACGAUUGUUUUUUUGUUAACAAUUUUGAUUUUUUUUUUUAUUGUAAAAUUGUGGUUUUAGAAAUAUUAAAAUAAAAUUGUUUUCAUGUAUUUUUUGAUUA